GCAGGACCCAGCUCUCCCGGAGCCUGCCAGACUUGGACCUCCCGGAUCCCAGGCUGACAUCCGAAGACGUCAGAGACAGCGGUCACAACCGUCGGAACCUCUUCAGGGUCGCUGUUGCCCCCUCGUGACCGCAGGGCGCUUAACAGAGGCCAAAGAAGCCCCCUGCACCCUCCAGGAGGGAGAAAGCCCAAGCUCAGGUGGUCGUCCACACCCGACCCCGGCUCUCCCGGGACCACUUGGAAAGAGUCACAGCGAACUACUCGACCCAGGAGACCACUGGGCCACCAUUUCCGGCCUCCUCGGAAGUCGAGGCAACGCUCCUGACGUCAUGAGAGCAGCUGGAGGCUGGCGGAUAUGCCCGGCCCGUUAUCUGGUGGCUGGUCGAGCGGAAUGUCGUGGGGGCGGGGCCGGGCAAGCGCCACCUCUCGUUGGGCAAAACCUCCCGCCUCUCCCCUCACCUGCCAAUAGGAACCGGGCCACUAUACAGACGCGCAGGCUCAUAACAUGGGACGGGAGAGCUGCUCCCAGAGCGGAGGGAGCCCAUGUAACUCUGGAACACUGCGACACCUCCUGGAGGAACAGAGCGCCUCUCAGGCGUCAGAGGCCUCUGCAAAUGCGAGUCCGGGGGCCGCGGUCCCUUCCGCGUUUGCUGACGCUCAUGGGAAACGUAGUUUAAAGGGCGUGGGCCGUCCCUCCGGUGCAGGCGCGGGAUUGGUCCGUGCGGCGUCGCCGGGGCAACACCCGGGCUGCGCGGCGCCACUUCCGGGAAGCGGCCUCCCAGCGACGGCUCCGGGGCAGAGACCCGUCUUAACGACUCCAAGACACCCCCUUGAAAAAGAAUGCCAUCCCCUCUGGGUCCCCCAUGCCUGCCCCUCAUGGACCCAGAGACCACCCUCGAGGAGCCUGAGACUGCCCGCCUCCGCUUCCGAGGGUUCUGCUACCAGGAGGUGGCAGGUCCCCGAGAAGCCCUGGCCCGGCUGCGUGAGCUGUGUCACCAGUGGCUGCAGCCUGAGGCACACUCCAAGGAGCAGAUGCUGGAGAUGCUGGUGCUGGAGCAGUUCCUGGGCACACUGCCUCCUGAGAUCCAGGCCUGGGUGCGAGGUCAGCGGCCAGGCAGUCCUGAGGAGGCUGCUGCCCUGGUCGAAGGACUGCAGCAUGACCCUGGGCAGCUGUUGGGCUGGAUCACAGCCCAUGUCUUGAAGCAGGAGGUGCUCCCUGCAGCCCAGAAGACAGAGGACUCACUGGGGAGUCCCCACCCCUCAGGGACAGUGGAGUCCCCUGGGGAGGGUCCCCAGGACAUCAGAAUAGAGGGGUCUGUCCAGCUCAGCUGCAGUGUGAAGGAGGAGCCCAAUGUUGAUGGACAGGAAAUGGCACCCUCCAGCCCUCUACUUGCAGCUCAGUCCCCUGAGGGGCACCAUGGACACCAAGAACCAGCCUCUACCUCCUUCCACCCACCCAGGAUUCAGGAGGAGUGGGGGCUGCUGGACCGCUCACAGAAGGAACUGUACUGGGACGCGAUGCUGGAGAAGUACGGCACGGUGGUCUCCCUGGGGUUACCACCCCACCAGCCGGAGGCACAGGCCCAGUCGGAGUUGGGGAUGCUGCUCACGGGGGCAGGCGUCUGCAGAAACAUGGGCUCAGGAGAUGAGAAUGAGGGUCUGCCGGGCUGCCCAGAGGCCCAGCCACCCCAGGGCCCGGGUCCUGCGGCCUGGGAUGGCCCAUCUGGGGCCACAGCUCCUGCCCCCACUGCGCGCCCAGGGACACCACCAGCGCCGGCCACGCCCACACCCACAGAGACGCGACUGGAGCCGGGCGCCACCCCCAGGAAGCCCUACAUGUGCGAGCAGUGUGGCCGCGGCUUUGAUUGGAAGUCAGUGUUUGUCAUCCACCACCGGACACACACAGGCAGGCCAGGUUCUCAGUCCCCAGGGCUAGCCACUGGCGAAGGCACAGAGAAACCGCCACAAGGGGAGCUGGCCUUUCCGCGACACCCGCGACGGUCACUCGCAGGCCCCCAGAGUUACCCAUGCGAGGAGUGCGGGUGCAGCUUCAGCUGGAAGUCGCAGCUGGUCAUCCACCGCAAGAGCCACGCGGGCCAGCGGCGCCACUUCUGCAGUGACUGCGGCCGCGCCUUCGACUGGAAGUCACAGCUGGUCAUCCAUCUUAAGAGUCACCGGCCGGAGGCUCCGUGAGCAGCCAGACGGUGCAGUCCCUCAGGGCCUCCGUGUUUUCAGAGCCUGGAAGCAGCCUCUGGGGCACCAGCAGAAGACUCUGGAGGCAGCAGGGGAUGCUGGAGUGAACAAGGGGUCCCAAGCCAGUCCCCUUCCCCUGGGCUGCCUUCCCCCAAAAGACCUGGGUGUAAGGAAAAGGAGCUGCUUCCUCCCUUCUUGCCCCUUCCUCCUGGAGGGAAGUCUGGGUUCCCUUCUAUGACUGGCCAGUGCCUGUGGGGUGACUGGCAAGCAUCAGGCUCCCUCCCUUCCUGAGUCACGGCCCAGGCUGACAACACUCCCUCUCCUGAGACCUCCUUGCCUCAGGUAGGUGUUCAAAAACUGUGCCUUCCUACCCCUCUGUGCAGAGGCUGGGUUUGAGGUCUCAGUGUGGAGGGCAGCAGAAGACCCAGGAAAGCAAGGUUGGCUUCUGUUUCUCCUGCUCCGUGUGUGUGUUAGAAUUUUAACAUAAAUUCCACUUUCAUAAUA
Saimiri boliviensis boliviensis (Bolivian squirrel monkey) is the source of this 2696-nucleotide messenger RNA. RefSeq names its product zinc finger protein 446 (gene ZNF446). Gene Ontology annotation, biological process: regulation of DNA-templated transcription. The record is from RefSeq and is a predicted model, not a curated record. NCBI's taxonomy places the organism in Eukaryota, Metazoa, Chordata, Mammalia, Primates, Cebidae.